Molecule: messenger RNA, 2054 nt
Organism: Melanotaenia boesemani (Boeseman's rainbowfish)
Lineage: Eukaryota; Metazoa; Chordata; Actinopteri; Atheriniformes; Melanotaeniidae
Gene: rlbp1b
Product: retinaldehyde binding protein 1b
Exons: 8
Coding region: 195-1118 (307 amino acids)
Cellular component (GO): membrane
Molecular function (GO): phosphatidylinositol bisphosphate binding
Source: RefSeq, a predicted model, not a curated record
ACACCCACUGCCACUGUUAUGCUGAUUGAAAAGAACAAGAAAUGUGUUGGAUGUAAUCUGCUGUGACGCCACUAAUCCCAGCACUACAAAUCACAGGUCCCCUCCACCUCUGCUCCACACAGAGCCCUUCAACUCUUGCCAGCUACUUCACGUCUGCGUCAGGCUGUCCAAAGCUGAUUUGAAGAGCAGAAAGCAUGGCUGUAGUCAGUGGAACUUACCGUAUGGUGUCGGAGGAGGAGCAAGCUCUUAGGGCCAAGCUGGAACGUCUCACUGUCAAGGACCACGGGCCAGUGUUUGGACCAUGUGCCAACGUGCCAGAUCACACCAGGCAGAAGGCCAAGGAUGAGUUGAACGAGACAGAUGAGAAGAGGGUGUCUGCAGUGAAGGAGCUAAGAGGAAUCAUCAAGGAGAAGGCAGAUGCAGGAGAUGAUCUGGCCAAGGGGGUGCAGGACACCUUUGGGGAGAAACCAGACAGUUUGCUAGUUCGCUUCAUCCGUGCCAGAAAGUACGACGUGCCCAGAGCCUUUGAUCUUAUGAAGGGAUAUGUGCGCUUCAGGAAGGAUUAUCCCGAGCUGUUUGAGAAUCUGACUCCAGAGGCCGUACGCAGCACCAUCGAGGCCGGCUAUCCCGGCAUCCUGCACAGCAGAGACAAAUACGGCCGUGUGGUUCUGCUCUUCAACAUCGAAAACUGGGACUACGAGGAGAUCACUUUUGAUGAGAUUUUACGUGCCUAUUGUGUGAUCCUGGAGAAGCUCCUGGAGAAUGAGGAAACUCAGAUCAAUGGGUUCUGCAUCAUUGAAAACUUCAAAGGUUUCACCAUGCAGCAAGCAUCUGGAAUCAAACCAACUGAGCUCAAAAAGAUGGUUGACAUGUUGCAGGACUCUUUCCCUGCUCGUUUUAAAGCUGUGCACUUUAUCCAUCAGCCCUGGUACUUCACCACCACCUACAACGUGGUCAAACCACUCAUGAAGAGCAAGCUGCUAGAACGAGUGUUCGUCCAUGGAGAUGAGCUGGAAAACUAUUACAAGGAGUUUGACGCCGACAUCCUUCCCUCUGAGUUUGACGGGAAAGGCUCCAAGUAUGAUGGCAAGGCAACAGCUGCCAAGCUGUUUGACUAAACAUCCUCAGAGAAGGCUGAGAGCCUUUAUGUAUUAAAAACCCCUAUAGACUGUGGAGAAUCAAAGUCCAAUAUAACUAUGUGGUUGUAGGAACAGAUGUUUUGAAAGGCAUGAGAGAAGUAAAAAAAAAAAAAAAGAUAUUUUCUGGUGGUUCCAAUAAAGCACAGACAUACAGGAGUAAGAUCAUUUAAGAUUUGUUAUCAGCAUUUCACUCUGCUGUGCAUCACGUACUAUAUAAGCCCUUCAGCAGACACUUUACAACUUACGUUUCUUAUUUCUAACAUCAAUUACCAUUUAAAAAUCUUAAGGUCCAGACCACAGUAGUCCAAAUCCAGUCCUCGAGGUUAAAUGCCAUGCAGCUUUUCAAUGCAUCCCUGCUUCAUCUGGCUCAAAUGAUCUGGUUAUUAACAGGCUGUUGAGGAGAUCUAUUUAAUUUGAAUCAUGUGUGUAACAUGACAACUAAAACAGGAGGACAGCGGCCCACGAGGACUCAGUUUAGACAACCUUGGUUUAAGAAUCAAAGCUGCAGACACUUCAUGUACUUACUGACUGUUUUUUAAAUAGGUUUUUAGACUGGUUUCACCAAAGGUAUCACCCAAGAAGCCAAUGAUUUACCUUUAUACCAAUAUAGUAUAGAAAUCCCUCCUUAGUCUUAAAUCUAGUCUAAACAAAUGGUCAUUUGUCACUGUGAACAUUUUGGUCCUCUACUUUUUUUUUAUGCACAAUGAAAAUGUUCAGACCAGAAAAACAAAAGAAAAUUGCAUUAUUUAACUCACUGAUCUGAAAAUGAACCGAGCUUCCUGAAAAGCUUCCAGCUGAGAAGAGUUUGCACAAAGUGUGCUCAUAAAUGAGUUACUGUGAAAUAACUUAAUAAAAAGUUCAGAUAUCUGAAUGUUCACUGUGGUGAUUUAUCUUAAGCAGCUUUCAAGAUUUUGC